GGUGCCGGUGUGGCUGUGCGGUCGUGCUCGGGAGCGCGUGUCUCGCUCGGCGUGUCCCUCUGCCUCGGCGCCGCUGUGGCACGGAGCGAGGAGGAGGAAGGUUGCCCGGUGCGGGCGCAUGUGAUGGCUGCUGCCCACGUCUUCUCAGCAAACCUGCCGAGGCGGGCAGGAUCCCGCCUCCCGCAGUGCGGGGCACACCGGGCCGGGCGCUGUGGUGGAGGGGCGCGCUGAGGCGUUCAGGUAGCGAGGGAGGUUGAAAUGUGUGUUUUAAUUAAAAACAUUAAAAAAAGGGAAAAAAAAAAAUCAGCGCAGAGCGCCAGGGAUGUUAGGAAGGAGCCUCAGUCGUGUCGGCGCUGGGAAGUGACGGGAUGGGGCCGCUGGCUCCGCCUGCCGUCAGGAAAGCGUUAACUUGGAGCUGUGCUGCCGGCUGGGGUAACACAGGUCAGAGCGAACCUGGCACAGCACAGCCCGCAGCUAAACAGGUGCACGCGACAAUGCAGAUUCCAGUUUUUACAGUUGAUGCAUUUACAAACCGAGCAUUUUCUGGAAAUCCUGCGGCAGUUUGUCUACUUGAAAAUGACCUGGAUGAAGAUUUGCACCAAAAAAUUGCAACAGAAAUGAACCUUUCAGAAACAGCUUUCAUCAGAAAACUGAAACCUGGAGAUGACUUUACCAAAAGUUCCUGCUUUGGGCUCAGAUGGUUCACCCCAGCCAAUGAAGUUCCUCUCUGUGGUCAUGCUACUCUUGCAUCAGCUGCUGUGUUAUUUCACGUACAAAAAAAUACAAAUUCAGUUCUCACGUUUGUGACACUGAGUGGGGAAUUAAAGGCCAGACAAGUGAAAGAUCAUAUUGUCCUGGACUUGCCACUUUACACAGCCUACCCCCAGGAACUUAAGGAAGUAGAAGAAUUAAUAAAGGCAGCUGUUGGUGACAUGAUUGUUCAAGAUGUCCGUUACUCUCCUGACACAAAGAAACUCUUAGUCCGCCUCAGUGAUACUUAUGAGAGGUCUGUGUUGGAAAACUUGAAAGUGAGUGCACAACGCUUUUUGUCAGUUGAAAAGACAGGAAAAGUGAAAGGACUCAUACUCACUGUUAAGGGAAAUUCCAGUGGAAAAGGCCACGAUUUUUACUCCAGAUAUUUUGCACCUUGGUAUGGAAUUCUGGAAGACCCUGUUACAGGAUCUGCUCAUGCUGUUUUAAGCAGCUACUGGUCAGAGCAGCUGGGGAAGAAAGAAAUGCUUGUUUGUAGAAUUCAGAAGAAAACUCCACUGAAAUCUGAUAGAAUGCUGACUUUCAAGACUCUUGAAAUCCUGAAAUAAUAAGGAAUGAAGAGGAACAAUCACUUCAUGGGAGAAAAAAAGCAAAUACCUAGCUUUCAGAUAUCAAACGUUCAGUCCUUUUGCUGUGUACAUGGAGUGCAGUGAGAUUUUUGCUCUCCUAGCCAUGGCUUAUCGCUGUAUGCUGUUGUACCUGAUGGGAAACAUUGUCCUUUGUGCGUUCUGAGCCAGCAUUAACUAUUAGCAGGCACGACAUUAAGUGUUUCUUUAUUCACAACUGCCUUUCCUGGUAGCUUUUAGAAUACACCCGUCACAUCCAAUUCGUUAGAGCUCACAAAUGUGAUACUUGGGAGAGCUGAAAAUCCGAAACAUCAAAUGUUACCAUGCGCCUAACUAGAACAUCUUAAUCUUUUAAAAUUGCCUUUCUUUUGAUGGGGAAACCUCUGUGGCGUCCUGCUGUCCAUCCAGACAAAAGAGCAGAUGUGGAAUAUGAGCGUGUGCGUGGGCGCUCAGCUGUCUGGGCAGGGUGCAGACCAAGAGAGCUCCAAGAGUUCCUCCUUAAUUUGGAAAGCAGUAAUUGCAACAUCAGCCCUUAGCAUAAACAUUUACUUAAAGUGACUGAGGAUUAUUUAAUUUGCAUAACAGUUAAAUUAUAAAGUAAAAAUCGAAUGGUAAAGAACAAUAAAAUUGAAGUGAGAUCUAUAUAUAUAUAUAGAUUGUAUAUUUUAAAUGUGCAUAUUAUAUAUAUAUAUAUAUAUAUAUAAAUUUGUUUUAAGGUUUCCUUUUCUUUUACUCAUAUACCUGAUCCUUGCCGUUUUUGAGUAAGUUUCAAAUUUCAGCAGAUAAAGAUAACCUUACUGUAAAGUUUUUUUUUUUUAAAAGCAAGUAGAACUGGGCUUACGGAAAAUGUAAAGAUUGAACACAUGUCCUCCCCGCUGAGGUGAAGGCUCUGCUUUCAUGAACAAGUCACUUUGUAGUUCACAGCAUUAUGCACUGCAGUCAUGGACAACCAAACCUUAUGGCUGUUUUUGCCUUUGGAUACUGGAUUAGUCCCAUUAGCUGUAGUGGGAUUACAGAAACACGUGAAAUUAAGCAUAAAUGGGAAAUUAGUAUACAGAACAUCAAAUUAGAAUUCUCAUUUUCUUUCAUAAUGGGAUUUUUGUGAGACUUUUCAUCAUCUAACCUUAUAAAACAUUGUCAUGGAAUAUUUAUGUGACAAUUCUUAUAUAUUUCUAAAAGAAAAGAAACUGAAUCUGCAGCAGUGUAUUUUAAAAUACAGUAUACCCUUAAGGACUUACAAUAUUUGAAAUGCCAUGAGAGUGGAUUUUUGAUUUACAUAACUGAAUACAUGAAAUCUGAAUUCUAUAUAUCAAAAGCAUUUGAUCCAUUAUUUAAAUAAUUUAACUGAUUAGAUAUAUAAUAUUCUGCAUUUAAAUAAUUUAACUGAUUAUAUAUAUUCUAUAUGUAUUUUAUAGAUACAUAUUUAAAUAGAAGUGCUUAGAAGAAGGCACUUAGCUGAGAAAAUGGAAUUGAAAACAUUUUACUAGAUCUGUUAUUAAUUGUGAGAAUUCUUUCUCAUUUUUAUGAAGCAACACUUGACAGUUCAGAUCCUUGAAAAUGUUACUGAAAAUGCUUUCACUUCUUAUUUGUACCUAUUUCCUUGGUGGUUAUAUUUACUUUCUGUAUUUCUUGAGUGCAAAAGUGAAAGUUAAGAAAGCUUUCAAAUAAAUAUGUGGGCUGCAUGGCUCUUACCCCAGAAAUGCUCAUGUGAAGUGCUCUGGAAACUGAUAGGAAG
Messenger RNA from Vidua chalybeata, 3072 nucleotides. RefSeq names its product phenazine biosynthesis like protein domain containing (gene PBLD). The transcript has 9 exons. The record is from RefSeq and is a predicted model, not a curated record. Gene Ontology annotation, molecular function: isomerase activity. Gene Ontology annotation, biological process: biosynthetic process. Gene Ontology annotation, cellular component: cytoplasm. The coding region runs from base 369 to 1319 and encodes 316 amino acids. NCBI's taxonomy places the organism in Eukaryota, Metazoa, Chordata, Aves, Passeriformes, Viduidae.